AUGAGUGGAAUAUUCAAAGUGGAUGACCACAUUUGGUGUGGCAAGACUUCAGGAGGGAUCCAGUUGUACUUCUGUGCUAUCUGCCCUUACAAUACACACUACAAGGGCAAUGCAAGAACCCACAAGCGUGUCCAUACCAGAGAAAGGCCAUUUCAAUGCUCCCUUUGUGAGAAGAGCUUCACUGUCAAAAGCAACCUUUAUAGGCACAUGAACUCCUCACAUGCAAUAUUCAAAGUUGAAGACUACAUAUGGGGUGGAAGGACCUCAGGAGGGAUCCAGGUGUACUUCUGUGGUGUAUGUACCUACAUGACACACAGCAAGGGGCAUGCAAGAAUCCACAGACGUGUCCACACACAAGAAAAGCCAUAUCAGUGCACAGUGUGCCACAAGCACUUUACCCAGAGCAGCACUCUGUAUCGUCACUUGAGAGCAAUGAUGAAACUGGAAGACUUCAUUUGGAGUGCAAGGACACCAGGAGGGCUGCAAUUGUACUUCUGCAGUGCGUGCCCUUACAAGACAGGGCUCAAGGGCCAUGCCAGGACCCACAAACGUGUUCAUACACGUGAGAGGCCUUUUCAGUGCUCCAUUUGCCAGAGGGGCUUCACUCAGAGCAGCAACCUCUAUAGACACAUGAAGACAAUGUGCUAUGUCCAGAGCUAUGUGUGGUGUGGGAGGACCCUCUUUGGUCAGAGAGUCUACUUUUGUCCCAUCUGUCCAUAUGAAACUUCGAAGAAGUCCCAUGCAGAAUACCACAGUCGUAAGCACACCAAGGAGAAGCCCUUCCAGUGCCCCCUCUGCCCAAAGGCCUUCACACAAAAGUUCAAUACUACGGAGUACGUGCGUUUUGGAGUCUGGAAGGGUGUCUGCCGCUCUACAUCUCGGAAUAUCUACUUCUGUGUCUACUGUGACUACAAGACACCCCGUCGAGACAAUGCUCUCUAUCAACACUCCCGAGCAAUAUUCAAAGUUGAAGACUACAUAUGGAGUGGGAAGACCUCAGGAGGGAUCCAGGUGUACUUCUGUGGUGUAUGUUCUUACAUGGCAUUCAGCAAGAGUCAUACGAGAAUCCACAGACGAGUUCAUACGCAGGAGAGGCCAUAUCAGUGCACAGUGUGCCACAAGCACUUUACCCAGAGCAGCACUCUGUAUCGUCACUUGAGGUUGUCUCAUCGGAUCCAUCAAUGA
Molecule: messenger RNA, 1185 nt
Organism: Darwinula stevensoni
Lineage: Eukaryota; Metazoa; Arthropoda; Ostracoda; Podocopida; Darwinulidae
Source: the annotation of a GenBank genome assembly